Molecule: messenger RNA, 4239 nt
Organism: Anoplopoma fimbria (sablefish)
Lineage: Eukaryota; Metazoa; Chordata; Actinopteri; Perciformes; Anoplopomatidae
Gene: ankrd50l
Product: ankyrin repeat domain 50-like
Exons: 3
Coding region: 4-4206 (1400 amino acids)
Biological process (GO): RNA processing
Molecular function (GO): RNA nuclease activity; RNA binding; protein binding
Source: RefSeq, a predicted model, not a curated record
CAAAUGAGUAGCGGCGGAUUUCGCAGCAGCUCCAGCUUGCUCCAGGGCCGGCGUUUCUACUGCCGGGAAUGGGCCCUGGACAAGCUGCAGCGCUGCCUGGACACCCGCUCUGUGCCGGGACAACCGCCGGGGCUGCUGGUGACAGGGGGCCCCGGCACCGGAAAGACGGCCCUGUGCACCGAAGUGGUGUGGCCCACUUCCAAAGCAGGGUUGGCGGUCGGGCUGGCACCACGUUGCCUGGCCUCACACUUCUGCCAGUGGGAGGACCAGAGGAGUACUUUGCUGUGGAGGUUUGUCCUGGGCCUGGUGGAGCAGCUGAGGGCCUCACCUCUCCUUUCUCCUGGGUACGAAGAGAUUCUCAACAGCCCCUCUGUAUCCUCAUGUCUGGAGCCUGUCGCCUGUCAAAGAGACCCCGAUGACACCUUCAAGAGAGCAGUGUUGGGACCCCUCUUGGACCUUCCUCCUCCUGCCCAGACUCUGAUGGUAUUGGUGGACUCCCUGGAUGUAGGGUAUAAGGCAGGCGAGGGAGGUGGGGAGAGCAUCUCCAUUGCGCAGCUCCUGGCCGCCAAUCAACACCUGCUGCCUGGCUGGUUGCUCCUGGUCUGCUCCGUCCGCCGCCACAACAAGGCUGUGUGCAAGAUGUUCUCAGGUUUUCAUAGGCUCUCUCUAGACGAUCUGCGCAAACCCCCGCCAGUCCGUGACGUGCAACAGUACAUCCUCUGCCGCCUGGAUGAAGACGCAACACUUCGGCGUCAGCUCACCCCUGACACGGCGGACAUGCUGAAUCUGCUGCACAUCAAGAGCGGCGGCUGCUUUCUCUUCCUUGAGCGUGUGCUGGAUGGUGUGGCAGGUGCACUGGUAGGUCUCAGGGAGAUCCGUGACAUCCCUGGGACUCUGAAUGGCCUCUACCUGUGGUUGUGCCAGAAGCUGUUCCCCCGGGGGCUCUUUGUCUUUGUCAGGCCUCUCCUCAAUGCCCUCUUGGCUGCUGCGAGGCCCCUCACGCCACAGCAGCUUUUCACAGCAGCCCGGACACAUGACACCUCGCUCAACCCCCAGGACUUCCAGAACAAGCUCCGAACCCUCACACCUCUCCUGAUCGAUGGCCCUGGGGGCACCAAACUACUUUUUCAUGCCAGCUUUGCUGAGUGGCUGACGGACGUUAAGUAUUGCACACAGAAGUACCUGUGUAGCAGAACAGAGGGUCACAGCAUGCUUGCCAUGGCUCUGACUUUGCAGGGACCCCACCUGGACAUUGAGGACACUUGCCAGCUAGCCACACAUUUAGUUUUAUCAGGUCACCAUAAAGAUAACCCCUCAUUAUUGGCAUUGUGGAUGCUGUGGGCAGGUGUGCCUGCUCUUACGACUAGUGGCAGUAGUGCCCUCACCACAUCCAUUACCCAGCCUCCUGUUCUAGUCAGCCAGGAAGUGCUUCAGCUGUUAAUGAGUUGUGGGCUCGUCACUGCAGCCUGUCUUUCAGAUGCACACCCAAGUGUUGGAGUGUAUUGUACAAGUGAAGAGGGAAGUAGUUUAAGACCAGCAUUUGAAAGGGACGCGUCUGUAAAGAAGCUUCUAGGCUGCAGGGUUUCUGUUAACCAUCUUGGUUCCACAGACGGACAGACCUUGCUUGCAAGUGCGGCCCAGGAGGGUUCUGUAAAUGUAGCCAAACUUCUCCUGGCACGCGGAUAUGAUCCACUGGUCAGUGAUCAACAGGGUCAAACGCCACUGACUUUGGCUUCCAGGCAGGGGCAUGUCAAAGUGUUGUCUGUGCUCUUGGACUGGACCAAGAGCCAGGGGCCGGAAACUGCUGUGCGGAUGAUGGAGCAUGUUGACAACGAAGGCUGGACAGCACUACGCUCUGCAGCAUGGGGAGGACACAGCGAGGCUGUCCGGCUUCUGCUGGAUGCAGGAGCAGAUGUGGAUGGAUGUGACGCCGAGGGCCGGACUGCUCUCAGAGCUGCCGCGUGGGGAGGGCAUGAGGAAGUCGUCCUUACCCUGCUGGACUAUGGGGCACAGGUUGACAAAGCUGACAGCAAGGGCCGCACGCCGAUUAUCGCUGCUGCAUAUAUGGGACAUCAUGAAGCCGUGGAGAUAUUGCUGGACCACGAAGCAGAAGUUAACUUGGCUGAUGGAGAUGGGCGCACUGCUCUGUCAGUCGCUGCCCUCUGUGUUCCUACAGCAGCAGGGGUCAAAGGUUAUGGUGAAGUAGCAAGUCUGUUACUGGAGCGUGGAGCAGAUCCAGGACACAGAGACCAUGAUGGAAUGACACCGUUGCUUCUUGCAGCUUACGAGGGCCAUGAUGACAUAGUUGAGCUUCUGUUAGAAGCUGGGGCUGAUGUAGAUGAGACUGCUGGCCCUAAUGGCAAUGUCCCAGCAGCAGCGGCUGUUACUCCCCUCCUGGCAGCUGCAGCAAUGGGCCACAUGAAGACGGUGUCACGUCUGCUUUUCUGGGGAGCAGCUGUGGACGCCAUUGAUUGUGAAGGCAGAACGGCACUCUGCCUGGCAGCAGCAAGAGGCAGCGUUGAGGUGGUCCGCGCCCUGCUAGACCGAGGCCUGGACGAGAACCACAAGGACGACCUCGGCUGGACUCCACUGCACGCUGCUGCCUGUGAAGGCCAUCGGGGUGUGUGCGCUAUUUUGACGGAGCGAGGCAGCAUGGCACGUGUCGGAGAGAUGGACAUUGAAGGACGCACCCCUCUAAUACUGGCUGCCCAGGAAGGUCAUUGGAGCACUGUCAGGCUGUUGUUGGACAGACGUUCUCCCAUUGAUCACAGGGCAUACGAUGGACAUUCUGCCUUGAGUGCCGCCCUCCUGGAGGGCCAUGUUGAGGUUGCCGAGCUGCUUAUGAGGCGAGGGGCUGAUACUGAUGUUCGGGAUGCAGAGGGAAGGCCUCUGCUCUACCUACUGGUGUUGGAGAAUCGCCUUGAAAAGGCUAAUCUCCUUAUAGAGAAAGGAGGCGUACCCCUGGAGUCCCGAGACUCUGAGGGCCGUACAGCACUUCAUGUGGCUUCCUGGCAAGGGUGUGUGGAGAUGGUGGACCUACUGCUAAAACAUGGGGCAAACCCCAAUGCACAGGACACAGAGGGGAGACCACCAAUCCAUUCAGUAGCUUGGACAGGACAUGCUGAAGUAGGAAAUCAUCUCCUUGAAAACAGUGGUGUCAUUAUUGACCUUGCGUGUCACCAGCGGGCAACAGCUCUCAGCAUCGCAGCCCAGGAGGGACAUGCAAACAUUGUUGCAAUGCUUCUGGAAAGAGGUGCAAAUCCCAAUCACAUGGAUAAAUAUGGCCGUAGUCCAGUCAAAGUGGCUGGUAAACACGGGCACUUUAACAUCGUUAGACUUUUGGAGAGCUACGGAGCCAAGCCAUAUGUAGGCCGGUUGCCCAACUCUAGUACUGUCUCCCCUUCAAAAUCCAACAAGAUCCUCUCCUCGGGCUUCUUCGAGAGUAAUGGAGGUGAAGUGACGGCUCUAACCUCCUCCUCUUCAGUCUCAUCUCCCGGCUCCACUGCCGAACGGUUCCACUCCAUGCAGAGCUCCCAAACCUCAUCUACCUGCCACUCGCUGGCUACGCUGCAGACAGUGCCAGCUGACAGCCUCAGCUUUAUUCAGCAAAUCCAACAGCACUCACUGCCUCGCAGUCGUAGUCGUCCCUCCACCCUCCUCCUGCCAGGGUGCUCGGGCAUGGGCAGCCUACAUGGAAGCAGUCAGAGGCAUCCCAAAGGCAGCCCUCCUUCCACUGUUUGCACAGUCGCUGCCAUGGUACACAACUGCGAACUGCCUCAGAAAGGCUUGUCGUCUGGACUUGAAUAUCACGACAAAAUGAACAAACAAAACUCAAACCUAAUUAAAGCAGACAGGACUACUUCUGCUGGUGGCAAAUGGAACUCCGUCAUGGCUUCCCUUGGGAUAAUGCCAGGGCAGGACAGCCCUGCAGUAGGUGCUAAAAACCGAGAAAGUCCUCCUUUAGGCUACCCAUAUAGACUACAGAGCCCACUUCAAGGGGAAGCUUGGGAUUCUCUACCCGAGAAGAACAUUUUGUCACCUGCUUGCUACAGUUUUAGCCCAGUCCAACCUUGUAGUGCCUUGCCGGAGGAUGUUAUGGUUGGUAUGACAACCACAGACCCGCAACUUAAUCUGAAACAGGCCAUCAAACUGCAGUUUGAAGGGCCCACCAGUGCAGCCUUAUAUAAGAGAGAGACACCCCUGUGACUGGUAUUCCAGUACGUGAAGUUAUCUAUUGCU